This is a messenger RNA of Tremella mesenterica DSM 1558, 819 nucleotides long. RefSeq lists its product as uncharacterized. The transcript has 2 exons. Bases 1 to 819 code for a protein of 272 amino acids. Lineage: Eukaryota; Fungi; Basidiomycota; Tremellomycetes; Tremellales; Tremellaceae. The record is from RefSeq and is a predicted model, not a curated record.
AUGGAUCCAACACGACAUAAAAUUCGAGCAGAUACAAACGAAACUUCCAUACCUCUUGCACCCGCUUUCAUCCCUUCAUAUCCUCCUUCACCGACACCAACACCAUUAGACCUUUCCAUCUCUUACGCUUUAUCAGAUUCUUGUUUGAUGUAUCUCGGUACUCUCCUUUCCUCAGCUGAAUUCCUCACUUGUUUACCUUUCUCCCUCUUACUCACUUCGAGCUCUUCUUACUCUUCCAUGCUUUCCGAUGCCAUGUCGACGGGAAAUUAUACGUACCUCAAUGCGCUGGUGGGAUAUACACAUUCUCCUCAACCAUCAGGAGAACAAUGUGAUGCUUACAUGGCCGGAGUGGCUAGUGCUUUGACGGGAAAAGGGAAUUGUCUAUCGGAUAUCAGGAUGGGAAAGGCUGUGGCGUUGGAGAUACUGGUCGGGAUAGGGAACUAUGCUUUGCUUAGGAAAGCCGAGGGGUUGUUGGAUUCUUCCGGGAGGUUUUGUUAUCUUGAUGCCGUGGCGGAUGGGAGACCGGAUGAUUUGUAUUUGUGGAAUUUACCUGCUGGUAUAGCCCUCCCUUCCACUUCCCGGCCCACUUGCUCGGCUUGCUCGGCCCAACUACUCAAUCUAUACACAUCUUCCCUCUCUUCCACCCCCACACUCAACUCCACCAUAGUCAAUUCCGCCGUCCAAAGUGUCAACUCAGCCUGCGGAUCAACGUUCGUUUCCUAUUCGGCCACAUCGGCGGCUUCACCGUCUCGGAGAAUGUGGAAUUUAUGGCUAGGUACGGUGUUGUGUGGGAUAUGGAGCAUAUGGACAUUAUUGUAG